This is a messenger RNA of Cylas formicarius (sweet potato weevil), 3805 nucleotides long. RefSeq names its product E3 ubiquitin-protein ligase TRIM37-like. Gene Ontology annotation, molecular function: zinc ion binding; tumor necrosis factor receptor binding; ubiquitin protein ligase activity. Lineage: Eukaryota; Metazoa; Arthropoda; Insecta; Coleoptera; Brentidae. Gene Ontology annotation, cellular component: peroxisome; aggresome. The transcript has 18 exons. Gene Ontology annotation, biological process: negative regulation of centriole replication; protein autoubiquitination. Bases 522 to 3266 code for a protein of 914 amino acids. The record is from RefSeq and is a predicted model, not a curated record.
AAUGCAAUCCAUUUUAUGUGAAAAGAAAAUUGUUAUAACAGAACAACAUAACUAAUUGACAAAUCUUCCAUUGAGCUACGUAAUACGUACAUCUCCCUUUGCGGCUGUAAAGGGUAAACGAAAAAAUAAGAGAGAAAGCUGUUUAAGAUUCACAUUUCUGUACUCUUUGAUGUUUCAUGUGGUCAAUGUCCAUGGCAUAGAUAAAUUUCUUAGGCCGUAGAUGAGAAACAUAAGCGGUUUUAGGUUCAUUUAUAUUUAACGGGUAGCAAACUAAAAAUGAAUUGGAUACAAAUAAGUAUUUAAAGUUUUGGUAGUUUUGUGGUUUAUUCUUAAGAAUUAAUUGACACACACAGUGUACAAUUUUAUAUCACAAAUAUUUGUUUAUUUCUUGUAUGUCAAUAACUACUUCCAUGAUUCUUUACCACUCCUGCAAAACACAAAAGAUUUGUAUACCAAACAAAGACAAAAUGCUCGGCUAACAUUUUUUUGGAGAAGACUUGGUAUAACGGCGAUUUUUUCGAAUGGCAACAAGAAACCAAUUACCUGUUAAACACGAGGAGCAUAGCAUGGAGACCCUUUCAGAGGUUUUUCGGUGCUUCAUUUGCAUGGAAAAACUCCGCGAUGCUCAUCUAUGUCCUCACUGUUCUAAAUUGUGCUGUUAUGUGUGCAUAAGAAGGUGGCUUACUGAACAAAGAUCUCAAUGUCCACAUUGUCGAGCAUCUCUACAUUUGCAUGAGUUAGUUAACUGUCGCUGGGUUGAGGAAGUGACCCAACAAUUAGACACACUGCAAGCUAAUAGUCUAAACACUUCCAGGGCAGAUGAAGGUGAAAAAGACAGGUGUUCAACACAUCUUGAAAAAUUAUCCGUUUAUUGCUGGACCUGUAGAUGUUGUAUUUGUCAUCAAUGUGCGUUGUGGGGUGGCACACACUCUGGACACACAUUUAAACCGUUAGACGAGGUCUAUGAACAGCACGUUACCCAAAUUAAAGAUGAAGUGGCGCAGUUGCGCCGUCGUUUGAUGGAACUUAUAAGUAUCGUUCAAGAAGUGGAGAGAAAUGUUGAAUCUGUUAGAUCUGCCAAGGAUGAGAGGGUCAGAGAAAUCAGAAAUGCCGUCGAACUUAUGAUUGCAAGAUUGGAUUCUCAACUCAAAACCAAACUGUUAACACUAAUGGGACAGAAAGACACACUUACGCAGGAAACUGAACAAUUGGAACAUUUACUUCACGAAAUUGAGCAUCAAUUACACGCUUGUACCCGGUCCGAGUUGAUCUCAAAAAGUUCGGAAUUGUCUAGAAUGAUUCACAAUAUCCGAAGGAAACCAAUGACUAGUUUCGUAACAGCACCUGUACCAGCGGACUUUCAUAGCGAAAUUGUCCCAGCAUACAGCAUUAGCACCUUUGUUAUGCACAACUUUACGCAGCUACAGAGAAAGGCUGAUCCCGUUUAUUCAACGCCACUUCAUUGCAAUGGUCUGUGUUGGCGACUGAAAGUUUAUCCGGACGGUAAUGGUGUGGUACGAGGAAACUAUUUGUCUGUGUUUCUGGAAUUAAGUGCAGGUUAUCCUGAACCUUCCAAAUACGAAUAUAGGGUGGAAAUGGUGCAUCAGACAAGCCGAGAUUCUUCAAAAAAUAUUGUAAGGGAGUUUGCAUCUGAUUUUGAAGUUGGGGAAUGUUGGGGCUACAACCGAUUUUUCAGACUUGAUUUACUCGCCAGUGAGGGUUACCUUAAUGUGGCUUUGGAUACAUUGGUGCUGAGGUUUCAAGUUCGUGCUCCAACUUUUUAUCAAAGGUGUCGCGAUCAGCAGUGGUAUAUAAACCAGCUUCAGACCGUUCAGAACCAAUAUAUUUCCCAAAUAACCGAAUCCAAAGAGAGGCUUGCGGCAGAAUUGUCAAGAAGCGCAGUAGCGGCAUCGUUAGGUUGCAAUCCGCAAAACGACUUCCAAAAUAUCGCUUUGGUGAACAGCGUCUUCAAUCUGCAACCUUUACCCGUCAACACUACUAACGAAAUAGUAUUAGAUAACCACAUAAUUUCAUCUGUACCGACGACGUCCCAAAGUAACGUAGCCGAAAAAUCGUACUCCUCGGAACUAGCUAACCUGCAAAGAAAAUUAAAUUUAUCAGAGUGCAAUGCAAGUGCCGUUCAGACCGCCAAGGUGUCAACGGGCGAGUGCGCCUGUCUGUCAAAAUCACAAACGAACGAGCCAGUUAGUAGCGCAUCGACGUCCGUGUCGUCCAUUCAGACUAACGUCAUCAGUAAAAAGUCAAACGAGACUUCUUGUAGCGACACUAGUCGGGAGCAUCAUCAACUGCUGGGUCUUGGUGUAUCACUCAGUUCUCCCAACUUGCUCAACUCCGCAGUUUCAUUGAUGUUGAGCAGCAGCAGCAGCGAAAGCGAUCUUAGCGAACCAGAGCCUCUUAUCGAAGGGUUUGAACCUGGAGACAAUACUCCUGCUUGUACUGGCGAUAAUUCUAAUGACGAAAAUGAUGUUGACGUUGAAACAAUGUCUGGAGAGAAUGAUGUUGAAUACGCCGAACUGUCGAUGGCCCAAGGACUCGUUUUGAGAAACCAGGAAGACAAUAUGGCAACGAAUCUGCUUAACAGUUUUGAUAAAAAACUUAACACGUUCGAAGAGAGGAUUAAAUUGCUGACGUUGUUUGAAAAUGCUAGCGACAGAGUUCUGGCGUCAGGCAGUUCUAAAGCAGGAAGUAAUUCCACCGGCGGUCUCGAUUUUCCAACUACUAGUUUCGAUCUGGCUACGCUGGGGUCAGCUCCCCAAAAAAUUAGUGGCGGUUCAAGUUUGACAACUAUGGAAAACAGGAAAAAGUUAAAACAAAGAUUUCGGUCUCAGCAUAAUGACACCUCCCCAAUUAGCAGUACCUCUGGGGGUGUUUGGACAGAAACGAUACCUUUGACAGUCACCACCAAGGAAUCCGUUAUGGGUCCUCUAGAAUCGUUUCUUCGUUCAAUAAAUUGUUACCCCGAACACGAUCAAAAUGGUAAACGGGAUUCGCCAUUAAAAGAUAGACGUAAACACCACUGCGGCGGUUCGCAUUACGUGAACUCGGUAGCACACGCGACAUCGCCUCCACCGUUGAGCGAACACGUCGAAAAUUGCAACCAACCGUCUUCCUCGACAGGGUUUAGUUGGACGCCGCCAUUUGUGAAUCAGAAGAGGGUACCAAGAGCCUCGCCUGCUCAACAUGGCGAUCAUUCGAUACCCGAGAAGGAUAAUAAAACCGAAAGACAUGACAAGGACUCUUAUUAAAUAAGAGUGAACCAGAUUACAUUCUAAACUUGCGGGAGCUGCAAAACUUGCGAAAGAGACCUACCUAAUGGUGUUAGUGUCGUCAGUCUAGCUAUUAGAGCGAAAGUGUUCGAAGAAUAAGUAGUAGUAGUAAGUAUGCUUCAUAAAAUUGCAAGGCCUACUGAAACAGACCAUGCAGAUGAAUGUAUCCCCACUAUUUUAUAUGUCCAGCUGGAUCCACGGACAAUAGUAAACCAACCCUUUUUUCCCAGUUCUGUGUCUGUUUCAGUCAUAAAUAAAGUUGUAUAGGUGUGUGUGACAAAAUUAUACCAGUCCAUUUCGUAUAUUCUAUUUGUCUCCCUUAUAUAAUGAAAAACUUACUCUCUCCAGCCUUUGCUAUAUGGUAGACUGUAGCCUCCGAUAACAGUACACCAGUCAUUGUUGUGCAGUAACCAUUUUCAGAUGCGCAUUUCAAAACUUACAAUUUUUCUGUUUUGUUUAUUUUUUGUGAGCUAAAUCUACCAUUUUGUGUCACGUUCGACCCACCAACAUGAGUGAAC